Diatraea saccharalis (sugarcane borer) is the source of this 600-nucleotide messenger RNA. Lineage: Eukaryota; Metazoa; Arthropoda; Insecta; Lepidoptera; Crambidae. The record is from the annotation of a GenBank genome assembly.
AUGGGUGUUCCGCAAAGCUCUAUCUUAGGCCCAUUUCCAAGACCAAUCCUGAUUGGUCUGCUGACAGAAUGCAAAAUUCAUAAAUAUGUGAGUCAUUUUGUAGCCGAAGGAAUUAUGCAGCUUUUUAAAAAAAUCGUAGGUGAUCGUUUGCGCAUGAGAUUCUCAAUCCUCCUUGUUCUAUCUGCUCUGGCAAUUAUCCAGGCUUCUGUAAUUAAUGCGCCGACAAGUAGAGCUAAUCUCAACGUAGGAUAUGUUACUGCCGGUGACAGACUCUUAUACAGCACAUAUGUCAGCAGGCCAGCGAUGGUAAACGCAGUCCAGCGCCAGGAUCUGGUUUAUCGUGGCAGUAUUGGAACAAGGAUUAGUGCCAUCAAUGCUACAGAAGUUGGUGUUAGUCAGUUUGCUUCAGCGUGGGUGAUUGCUGGUGGGAUUCGUGCCAACAAUGUGACCAUCAGGUUCCAAUCAGCAGUUGGUCGAGGCUACUACUACAACGUCAAUAUUUGGGGCCGAUAAUUUAUAUAAAAUCAUUUAAAUUUAUAUAAAUACAAUCUAUACUAUAGUUAAAUAAAUAUUUGCAUAAUUGUAAAAAGAAAGAUAAAA